AUCCCUAGCCAUGGAGAUUAAUUCUAAAGCUAGCACUCUUUUUCUUGCAUUAGUCAUUUUAUCUUUCUUCCAUCAUUCUUUGGUUUCUUGUCAAAAAAUAAUAAGGAAUCGCGGCAGAUAUGGCUUCACUCUUGAUCUUAUCCACCGCGAUUCUCCUUUGUCACCUUUUUAUAACCCAUCAAACACUCCAUCUGAACGCCUUCAAAAUGCCUUCCACCGGUCAUUUUCUCGGGCUUCCUUCUUCAAGAAAAACUCCUUUAAUGGAAUCCAAUCGACUAUUACUCCAACCCCAGCUGAUUACCUCAUGAAAAUAUCAAUUGGAACUCCCCCAGUAGACAGUCUUGUCUUUGCUGACACCGGCAGUGACUUGACAUGGACACAAUGUGAGCCUUGUGUUGAUUGCUUCAAACAAUUGGCACCUACUUUCAAUCCCAAGAAUAGCUCGUCUUAUAAAACUGUUGGUUGUAACACUAAAAUUUGUCAACAAGUAGGAUAUUUAUGUAAGAAUAAUACAUGUACUUAUGACAUGAGUUAUGAUGAGGACCCCGAAUCCCAUAGCGGGGGUGAUCUUUCUAUUGAGACUUUCACAUUUGCUUCUACUUCUGGUGAAAAUGUCUCAAUUCCUAACAUUGUCUUUGGUUGUGGACAUGCCAAUAGUGGAAUGUUCACUAAUGCCACUUCUGGAAUUGUUGGCUUAGGUGGUGGCAUUGUCUCAAUUGUCAACCAAAUGAAUCAAGAAAUCAAAGGGAAAUUCUCCUAUUGUUUGAUCCCUUUGGAAUCAUCAACAAAUUCCAGCACAACUAGUCACAUCAACUUUGGUGAUAAUGCUGUUGUGGCUGGCCCUGGCGUCGUUUCAACUCCAUUGAUAAGAAGCCAACGGUUUCCAACCUACUAUUUUCUAACUUUAGAAAGUAUCAGCGUGGGGAAUAAGACUCUUCCGUUCAGAUCUUCUAAAAUCAAUUCCAGCCAUCAAGGUAACAUUAUAGUGGAUUCUGGCACAACAGUUACAUUUGUCCCUUUUGAUUUUUACGCAAAUUUGGAGAAAAUAUUGGUGGCUUCGAUAAACGCUAAUAGGAAGGACGACCCGUCUGGGUUUUUUAAGGUAUGUUACGAGUCUAAAAAUGGCACUAUCGAUGCUCCCAAGAUUGUUGCACAUUUUACGAAUGCAGAUGUAGAGCUGCCACCCACAAACACAUUUACACAAGUGCAAGAAGGUUUGGUUUGUUUCACAAUGAUGCCUGAGGAUGGACUUGUUAUUUUUGGGAACUUCGCACAGAUGAAUUUCUUAAUUGGAUACGAUCUUGUGGCCAACAAACUUUCAUUCUUGCCUACUGAUUGCACUAAGUACUAAAGGGUUUGUUUGUGAAUGGGGGUGACAAGUUAUACAUGUAAUGAAUAGCUUGUAUUCUUCUAUUCCCCCUUUAUGUUUGUUGGUCUUAAAUGUGACUAGAAGCUUCUCAUCUUAUGCUUAGAGAUCUUUUAUGUGUUUAAUGAGCAUUUGUUGUUAGUCUUGGUGGUUUA
Molecule: messenger RNA, 1521 nt
Organism: Lycium ferocissimum
Lineage: Eukaryota; Viridiplantae; Streptophyta; Magnoliopsida; Solanales; Solanaceae
Product: aspartic proteinase CDR1-like
Exons: 1
Coding region: 11-1351 (446 amino acids)
Biological process (GO): proteolysis
Cellular component (GO): extracellular region
Molecular function (GO): aspartic-type endopeptidase activity
Source: RefSeq, a predicted model, not a curated record